Molecule: messenger RNA, 1797 nt
Organism: Alternaria metachromatica
Lineage: Eukaryota; Fungi; Ascomycota; Dothideomycetes; Pleosporales; Pleosporaceae
Exons: 2
Coding region: 1-1797 (598 amino acids)
Source: RefSeq, a predicted model, not a curated record
AUGCCUAAAGCAUUCAGCGUCCCACAUGAUUCAGGUGGUCGCCGUACUCCGCCAAAUCCCCCACCGACCAGGAAAACCGGCCUCUCUAUGAGCGACUUCCAGUAUCAAGGUCCUCUAGAAGACGACCCUGUUACCACCAUAGCCCGUGGUCUCCGCGAGAAACGACUGCGAUUCACCAAAAAGAUACCGAACGAUCACGACAGCGAUAUCUGCUCACCAAGAGACCGUCGCAGUGCCCUUUCCGUAUUCGACGAAGCCAUCGAAAAGAUCUGCGAAGGCAACCGCCUGGAAGUAACUACGGAGGCCGACUACAAGAUCAGGGUGAUCUUAGGGAUCACCAAAGCGCAACCCUCUGCUUCUGUGUUCCAGAACAAGCAACAACUCUCGCCCAUAGAUCCCCAGUAUGCAGAGCCACGCAUCGAAUGGCACGACGAUCCAUACAGCUAUCACUCAACUUGGAGGUUGCAGCAUUGGCGCAAAGACGGCUGGCCUGAUUCGUUUCCUGAGAGGGCCAUCCAGAAAGAACGAACUAUGCAAGGGGAGCCGAGGUCUUGGAAAGAUCAAGACUGGGCUGAGCCUGGAGGACUUAAGGUGGCUCCUGCUGAAGAACAGACCGCUCUACCCGAACGACAGGAUGCCAAUCCUUCAAGUACUUCUACAACCCAUAUCUCACAGCGUGUUACAAGAUCCAAGAGCCACCAUAGUGGAACUUCUGCAUGGGUUCGCCGUACUACACGUAAUGUGAACGAGGUUUCUACGGAUCAAGUUCUUACCGAAGAGGAGCAGCUGGAAGCCGCUCUGGCCGAGUCUUUGGCACAAGCGUCCGCGAGGCCCGCCCAGGAAGGCCCAGUAAAGCAGACACGGAAGAGGCCCUCAAAGUCCAGGGGUCUCCUGACUUCGCAGAAAGCGCAGGAAGCAUUACCUCGACUCCAUGGACAACACACUGCUCUGAAGCUGCCAAGACUAAGAAUUACAAACGACAGAAUAUUGGUUGUAAGGGAAGUAGACAGCCUAGCGCAAUCGCUGGAUACUGACGAACCAUUGGAUGCUUUCGAUCUUGAGCAAGCUAAGGACCUCGAACGUCAACGGCAACUCCUAUAUUUAGCAAAGCUCGAACGGCAGGAAGGCUACAUACCCCCUGUUCAAGGUGAGCAAGAAAGCGCCAUGCGCAGCACGCUUGUUCACGAUGUGGAUAACGAUGACUUCACUGCUGCAUUCAUCCUAAGGGAGAUGGCAAACAGUGACAUCACUGCUGAUCCUGAGAGCAUGGACUUUGUCCAGAGGCUCAUGAAUCCGUCCGCUUCUGGAAGGACUUUGGAGUCGACCCACUCGGCUAAUAAAGAGAACACGCGCGAGGAUCCACCCCUUCGUCGUUCGACACGAAAUAAGACUUCCGCUGCUCCCGGAAGUAAAGAUUUGUGCUCAAAGACCAUCGAAUCUGAGCAACCAGCACCUGAGCCCUUGAAACUGGAUGAGGGCGAAGGUUUCAUGCCAUCCGCGGAAAAUGACUUCAAGUUUAAGUACGACAGCCCUUCCGGACUUCAAGCUAAAGAACUUGACGCACUUCUGAAGCCUCCGAGUCGUCCUAAGGCCUUUCCGGCUGAUCUUGCUGGUGAGAAGACUUUCGGCCAUAAGAGCUACAAAGGUUUUGGUAGUAGGCCGAAGGAGAAUGCUGCAAACGAUAGGGUCAGAGAAAUGGAACUCGAACAUGCGCGAACACAGCAAGACGUAGAGAUGGCUAUGGAGCAAGAGGAUAUGUGGAGCGAGUUUUGGGGUGUUGAUGAAUGGAAGGAGUAG